AUGGGUCAACGACAUAACAGACGCCGUACUCGUCCACGGUCUCGCAACCGGGCCGCAAGCCUCGAUUCUCUACGGAGUUCUUCAAGUUCAAUCGAUUACCGUCAAGAGCCGGCAGCUAGCUCUCCCGUCCACAAGUUUUCUGAACCUGUUGUUCUUGUACCACUCGCACACACCCGGCACAACUGGCUAGAAGAAUGGCAGAGUUCCGAAUUUAACGAGUCGUUUGACGCGGAACAGCAGCAAUGCCGAUAUUUUGGUGGUGAACCCGGAGAUGACGAAAAUUUGUGUUAUUAUAUGCUCGACUAUUUCGAAAUUAUUCAACAUCGGAGAAUGAAAAAGGACAAGACAAUAACGACUACCGACAGACGAGAACCCUCAAUUGUUUCCGCCUCUUCAGGCCUCUUACUCUUGAGCUGUCUCUCGAUCCGGCUGGUCAACGAGUCCACAAUCGUCACGAAUCAAUCAUUCAGUGACGUGAUCCCGUACAGGAACAGUGCCAACCCGAAACAUCUCGUCACCUCCGUUCGCACUAUCAGAGCCGUUCGACUUGUAGCAAUGAAGCGUGUUGUUUUGCUGAAAGGCAGAACCUAUACGUGGAUUGGUCUUUUGUAA
Talaromyces stipitatus ATCC 10500 is the source of this 612-nucleotide messenger RNA. RefSeq lists its product as uncharacterized. Lineage: Eukaryota; Fungi; Ascomycota; Eurotiomycetes; Eurotiales; Trichocomaceae. The record is from RefSeq and is a predicted model, not a curated record. Bases 1 to 612 code for a protein of 203 amino acids. The transcript has 2 exons.